UUUAUCUCUUUCUUAAAUUGGAAAUCUGGGCAAUUCUCUAUUGAAGAUGAUUCCGUUGACAGUUGCCUUUGCACUACAUAGCGCGACUUAAGUUGUUAUUUGUUAAGGACUUCACGAAAUUGCCGGUGUUCCGAUUGACCGAGAGCUGCUUGCAUUGCUAAGCAGAUUAAGAAGUUUAUCAACUCUAUAGAUAGCCACUGGCCAUGAAACGGUAUACAAACACAUCCGAAUUUGAAGCAAAGUACGAUUGAACUGUGUAAUGUAUUCUUUGCACGAAUAAGUGCUAAAAAAAAUCGAGUGCGAUGUUUUGAUGGCAAUGUCGUGUUCCAGAAACAAGUCAUAUUUUCUAAACUAAACACAAACACUAAAUGUGAACCUUUUGUGAAAACUCAAACGGUUGACUGGUUAUAUUAUGCCUAGAAGCCUUAGCUGACAAGUAAGUAUGACGUCACGUACGAUGCUGAGAAAGGGUGGUAGUACGUAUUAUAACAUGCGGGUACGCUAUUCGUGCGCACAGCAGGAGCCGCGAACAGGAGCUAGUACAUAAUACACAAACUACACAACCACACACUACUUUAAUCGCAGAGCGUGGAGCAGGAUCGUUCGCUUGUCACUAGAAAACUUUUCUCACCCAACUGCGACUUACAAAAACGGAAGGCAAAUAACCGAUACAUCAGUCUACUGCUUUCAAACUGGAAUAUCCGAUUCGAUUGGCUGUUUACAAACGAUAAAUUAAACAACAUGUCCUAAAUGGCACUCGAUAGAGACACCUGGAAUAUACUUUGGAACACUCUUGUUUCAGUAGCUGAGCAGACGCUAUAGCGAGGGAUCCUUUAUAAGUUCCAGACGUUUAUGAGGGGUUUCUAUCGAUUUGAAAGUUUCGAUUUGCAUUCAUGCACCCGUUUUACACGUCGUGAUUAUUACGUAGCUGCCUCGCCGCAGUAUUGAAUCUAUCUGGAUCGUGGGGUACUAACAAAUCGAUAUGAUAUAUCCAGAAAUGGAAAUGGUUAUCGACCAGAAAAAAAGGGUGAACUCCCCGAUGUCUUGAAUGUGAUCGUCUGUCCUAGGAGUCGAUUGGAUGCCGACUUUGUCACCAAUCAUGGAAAUGCUCACGACUGUACACGCCAUGGGUUCGAUACCCAUGGUAGACUCUAGUAACAUGACUCGAUUGGAAUGUGAGUUUCAACCGUUGAGAUUGUUAUACUUGAUACCUUUCGUACUGAUCACGAUGUUAGCCGUUCCAGGGAACCUGCUCGUCAUGGCCGCCGUUUACCGCGAGAGACGACUCAAGACUCCGACCAACGUCCUCGUCGUCGGUCUAUCCGUCUCUGACCUGACCAACGGAACCCUCUCCAUACCAGCCGCCUAUUUUUGGUUCGUAAGCUACUGCGACGACCUCGUCGUCCUUUACUUUCGUUUUAUCGCAAGAACUUGCUGUGCCUGCUCGGUCGUUCAUCUUGUUUUGAUAUCCAUCGACCGGUACGUCUCGGUGGCGAAACCUUUAAAAUACCAAUCGCUGAUAACCAGAAGGAGAGCGAGAAAGGGUUCGUUGAUAACCAUGUUGGUGAUCAUUCCGUACAUGUUCACCGUCGUCAUUCUAUUCCAUCUGGUUGAGAUCGGUCGAAUCGACGUCAACGAGAUGGUAUUCGAAAUAUUCUGGAACUACAUACCGUCGUCGAUGAUCUUGGUGGCAAUGAUAGUGACGUCGAUCAUCUAUAGCUACGUUUUCUACCAGGCUCAUAAACUUCGAACCAGGAUGACAUCGAUGAUGCGGAACAGUCAUAGAGCACCAACUGCUCAAAGCUCUCGAGCUAAACAGAUCAGAGCCACUAAGACCCUUGCCUUCGUCGUCAUUGCCUUUGCCAUAUGUUGGUUACCCAUCUGUAUUAUAUUAUUUGUCGACUCUAGCGGUACUGGCUACAACCCAGACCUUUCCAUAGGACCAACGAUGGCCUACUAUGCCAACUCUAUUAUGAAUCCCUUGAUCUACGCCCACAGGAGCAAGGACUUCCGCAAUGCAUUCAAAAGGAUCAUAAGGGAUGUUGCCAGAUGCGUUACGGGAGGUAAGCCCGAAAUGCAACGGACAGCGUCUACCAUGUCCUCAUCGCAAAGGCCUAGUGUAUUCGAAGGGUCGUCGAACAGUGCAGACUUAAAACGUAAACGUGCUGUUGGCUUGAAGUCUAAUGCUCAUGUCGACUUCAAGUCUAAUGCUGAUGUCGACUCGAAUUCUAAUGGAGAAGUCGACAAGAAAUCUAAUGACGACAUCGACAUGAAAUCUAAUGGCGAUGUCGACAUGAAAUCUAAUGGCGAUGUCGACAAGAAAUCGAAUGGCGAUGUCGACAUGAAAUCGAAUAGUAAUGUAGAUUUGACAACGAAUGGUACUACUGAACUCCAAGAAGGAGAAAUCAAUGUUGUAAUCAGCGAUCGUGAUAUGGUAUGACCCAUUACUAAUGACAUGGAAUGUAUAUUCGUGGUAUCUAUCCCCGGUAUCUGUCACAAGUAUGGAAAAGCCAGGGAUACCCAAAUCUAGAAUGUGUUUCAAUUCCCAUUUUCAUAGAAAAAUAUGAUAUAAAGUAUUGCAUGUACAUGCGUCACUGUUUUGAUAAUUCUAUGUAUUAUAUUCCUCUUUGUUUCCAAAGGGAUGUUGCGUGCAUUUUCUUUAGGAAUAAAUUAUGUCAUUGGUGGAUUUCCAUAGUUGGAAAUGGUCAGGGUCCCGUUACACAACAGAUUGAUCUUACGCUUGAUAUUUACGAUUGAUUGUAUAUUGUAGUCAAUGCAAUCGAUCGUAGAAAUUGUUUUACGAUCAUUGCUAUGCUUUGUGUUAUACGGGCACCAGGGGCCCGUUGCAGAAAGAGUUGCGUUUAAACGCAAGCCAAAAAAUCAAUCGCGAGUCAAAAAUGCGCGCU
Messenger RNA from Lytechinus variegatus (green sea urchin), 2906 nucleotides. Its product is annotated as adenosine receptor A2b-like. Gene Ontology annotation, cellular component: membrane. NCBI's taxonomy places the organism in Eukaryota, Metazoa, Echinodermata, Echinoidea, Temnopleuroida, Toxopneustidae. Gene Ontology annotation, biological process: G protein-coupled receptor signaling pathway. The transcript has a single exon. The coding region runs from base 1079 to 2440 and encodes 453 amino acids. The record is from RefSeq and is a predicted model, not a curated record. Gene Ontology annotation, molecular function: trace-amine receptor activity.